AUGGGCAGUGACUCUUCCAAGCCAAAAUCGGUGCCACGAACUCCAGUAGAGUGCACGGUUCCCUCAAUUCGUCUUCCUUCGUCUCAAUCGUGCUACGAUGUCACCACUACGAAAGGGAGUCCCGAUGGAUUGAAUCGAUCUCGACCUGGAAGUAGCUGUUCAGUACAAAGCAGACAUCCACUCCCAGCUAGACACCGUAGACUUAUUCAGAGUUGUUUUGCUAAUCCCCAUGAAACGAUUGGUCGGCGAAUUAUGAAACGCGCUGCCGAGGCCAGAGAAGAUUUUGGGAGAUUUUAUCUGAAUCUCGAUUCUGAACAACGCGAUAAUUCAGAAGAGUCGAUUAAAGGAUUACUGAAAAAAGUAGUUCACUGUGUGGAUCUUGUCGAAGAAGUACAAAGAUACUCUGAAGAAUUCGGAUCUCGUUUUGCCGAGUUGCGCCAACUUGGUUUCAAGCCUGACUAUUUUGCCAUCAUUGCUGACGCAACAAUCACGGAGUGCACCCAUCUCGAUAGUGCCGUUCACAAAGCGCACACUACUACUCAUGCAUUCAGUCAAUUUGGAGCAUUGGUAUUUUCUUCCGUGCGCGAUGGCUUCUAUCACGAGAUCAGGAGACGCCGUCGAGCUUCGAAUUCUUUUUCGAUAAGCUCCAAUAAUUCAUCUCUUCGAAGAAAAAAGAGUGGUGAUAGUCGAGCAUCGUCCAGGGGGGGCUCACCGCGUUCAGUCUCACCAGAAAUCGAUAUAAAUGAUGAUUGCUUUGGAAUUGAAUCUGACGGGUUUUUGAAACCACCGACUUCGAUGAAUCUGAUUCAAACGAGAACCUAU
Messenger RNA from Mesorhabditis belari, 822 nucleotides. NCBI's taxonomy places the organism in Eukaryota, Metazoa, Nematoda, Chromadorea, Rhabditida, Rhabditidae. The record is from the annotation of a GenBank genome assembly.